GAGCGGGCCGGGCUGUGCCGUGCGCGGCCAUGGCGGUGCUGCUGGAGACCACGGUGGGCGACCUGGUCAUCGACUUGUACACGGAGGAGCGGCCCCGAGCUUGUCUGAAUUUCCUGAAGCUCUGCAAAGUCAAAUACUACAAUUAUUGUCUUAUUUAUAAUGUACAGAGGGAUUUUAUUAUACAAACUGGUGACCCCAUGGGAACUGGUCGUGGAGGGGAAUCCAUAUUUUGUCAACUGUAUGGUGAUCAAGCCAGAUUUUUUGAGGCAGAAAAGGUGCCAAGAAUCAAACACAAGAAGAAGGGAACUGUGUCAAUGGUGAACAAUGGCAGUGAUCAGCAUGGAUCACAGUUCCUCAUUACCACAGGGGAAAACCUGGAUUACCUUGAUGGUGUGCAUACAGUAUUUGGAGAAGUGACAGAAGGCAUGGAUGUAUUGAAGACAAUUAAUGAAACCUUUGUAGAUAAGGAUUUUAUCCCAUAUCAAGAUAUCAGGAUAAAUCAUACAGUAAUUUUAGAUGAUCCCUUUGAUGACCCACCUGGGCUGUGUGUUCCUGAUCGCUCACCAGAGCCUACAAAGGAGCAGCUUGAUAGUGGCAGAAUAGGAGCAGAUGAAGAAAUUGAUGACAUGAAAGGACGGACUGCAGAUGAAAUAGAGGAAGUUCAGGCAGAAAAAGAAGCAAAAACUCGUGCAAUUCUUUUGGAAAUGGUGGGAGACUUGCCAGAUGCAGACAUCAAGCCACCAGAAAAUGUGCUUUUUGUUUGUAAACUGAAUCCUGUGACCACAGGUGAAGACCUGGAGAUAAUAUUUUCACGAUUUGGUCCCAUUAAAAGUUGUGAAGUGAUCCGAGACUGGAAGACUGGUGAAUCUCUUUGUUAUGCUUUCAUUGAGUUUGAGAAGGAGGAAGACUGUGAGAAAGCCUACUUCAAAAUGGACAAUGUGCUGAUAGAUGACAGACGGAUACAUGUGGAUUUUAGCCAGUCUGUUGCAAAGAUUAAAUGGAAGGGAAAAGGUGGGCGGUAUACCAAGGAAGAUUUCAAGGACUAUGAGAAGGACCGUGACAAACCUUCAAAAUUUGCUCUGAAAGAAAAGGUAAAACCAAAGCAAGAUGCCAAGUAUGACCUUGUGCUGGAUGAAGAUGUAGAAGAGUCUCACACACGUCAGUCACACUUGGCUAAAAAACAGAAAAAGAAAAAGCACCACCACUCUGAAGAUGAAGAUGAUGACAAGAGGACCAAAAAAUCUAAGGACUCUGAGCGGAAGCACGAAGAACGCUGCAGGGAGAGGACCAAGAGUGAGAAGAAGGACAGGCACCGGAGCCGCAGCCGCUCUCAGGAGAGAGAUUCCUCUUACAGCAGGCAAAAAGACAAAUACAGAGAAGACAGCCGAGUAAGAGACUGGGAUAAAAAAGCAGACCGAAGCAGAAGUCCUAAGAAAUCAAAAGACAAAGAGAGGUCCAAGUACAGAUGAAGGAAAAGGAAAAUACAGAGGGGAACCAAAAGAAUAAAUUUAACUUUUUUCUUUUGUGUUAGUGUUUUUUCUGUACUACUUGCUGUAGUGUCUGACUGCAAUGUGCAGUAAGAUUUUACAGCUUGAUAAUGUUCAUUGGAACAUGAUCUGCUAAUUCUAAAAUUCAGGAUGAAUCACUGCAAAUUGCUCUGCUCUGUUCCUGUUCGUGGAUAGGGUAUUUCAGUGGACUGUGAAGAAAGAUAACUUCUUACUGAUUCUCUGGGAAGGCAGAUAUUUGAGGAACAUAAUCAGCUGAAAUUAUCCCGUGGCAGAAAAUUCCGACUAGGCAGGCCAGACGGGAUGACUAUAAUCUCCAGACCUAAGCUGACCAGGGAUACUGAGGGUAUUUAAUACGGGAAUGUGGUUUCCAACAGCAUCUGCCCUGUCUUUUCUUUGUUAAAAACAAAGCUGGAGUCCAACAUCUUUGGUGCUUGUGGUAAUUAGAAAACAGAACCAAAAAACUCCACCUUCCUGUAAUGUUGAAAAUAACACAGAAAAUGCUGUAGCAGAAGCAUCAGCUUCUUCACUUUUACGUAGCUGAGGCCUGUUUGAAGGGGAAUGCCUUGUGCUUUGAGGCUCUUUGUUCCUUAGUUGAAGGCUUAGAAGCCAGCUCCUCAGCUUUCUAUUGGAUUCCUUUACUUGCAACAGCUUAAAAAUGUGAUGGAGACUCUAAAUUUUUUAUUAUAUGGAUUUGAGUAAGUUUGAGACCUAUUUUGAUGUCACACAUUAUAGUUCCUUUAGUUCUUUGUAAUCUUGAGCUUGAGUCCUAGACUUAAAGUGGGCUUGACCAAAUAUAGGGUGUGUACUUGGCUAAGAAGCUGCCUUUUGAUCUCUUUUGUGUCCUUCAAAGCAUAGAUCUAGAAAUCCAGGGCUUCCACAGCUGUCUCCUGGCAAAACAUUUCUAACUUCCUGAGACCCUACAGGGGCUGGUGCCAUCCUUGCAGAGUCUGAGCGAGAGCCCUCUGUCCCAGAGGAGAGGUCAAAGGGAAGCCUGUUCCUGGAAGUCUCCUGGGGAAUCUGGGGCUGAGGACUGCUCACAAUUCCUGUCAAGAAAAUUUCUGCCUUCUGUCUGGGCAUAACAAGGUUCCAAGGAACUGUACUAGGUCAGGCUAUGGUGCCUUUGGAGUAGCGCUGUGGAGGCAGUAGGUUGUCUCAAGUUCUCCUGCUCUUGGCCUGCUCUGUUAAAGAAACAAUGGUUGCACUGUCAUACCGUUCUCAGUCCUGCUGUCCUUCUCCACACAACAUUUUUAACUUGGGAGAAGCACUGGCCAGAUUUGACAAGGAUGUGGAGAUAGUGAGGUGAUUGCAUUCUUGCUUUCUGUAGGAAAUGGCAGUCAUAGGAACAAACUAAACCUUCCAGUUGGGGAGAAUGCUGGAUUCUUGCUGAACGUCACAGGUCCUCUUACUGGAGAGUUGUGGCUUAACAUCAUAAAGAGUUUUAGCAGCCAUUUCUAGGCUUCAGCUAGCCCUCAACCACUUGUGGGACAUACAGAACUUACCAAUGUUUAGAAACAAACACCUUAUUUCAGGUGAAUGUGCUCACUUUUCUGCAGCAGAAAUGGCUUUUCUUAGCAGCAGGUAAAUGCUUAAGAGCUGAAAGUUUAAAUCAGUAUUAUAUGGAAGUAAAUAGUCCAUUUUCAUUGUUGGCCAAAGAGUCUUCAGAACUACGGGUUAAAAAAAUCAGUACAUCCAAAAGCUUUCAAAUUUCUAAUUUUCAAUGUGCCUUGGUUCUGUUAAAAAUGCACAGUAUCUUCAGAUUAGUGAAAUUACCUGUUUAUAUUUUUAAAGAGGAAGCUUUCAAAUGUGGAUGUUCAAAAAUAAGGUAAUAUUAAUAGGUGAUUAAAUGACAGUAUAAAUGCUCCCAAUUUGGGGGCAAGUACAUAAUACUAGGGCUGCAUUUCUAGGCUAGUCUGCUGACACUGGAGGGAUUGCAGCUCACCUGGCACAUGGACAGCAAAGUACUUGGGUUAGAUGGGAUUUACUCCUCCCAUCAUUGGAAAUUAUGGUUGUGUACAUGGGUUCUUCUGGGAAUGGCACGAAAAACAUUUCCUGCUGUGCCUGUCCAGCCAGAGGUGUUGGAGUGGACAGGACUUUAUAACCUGGGAACUGAGGAGUUGAUUUUUUUAAUCUAAUGAGAAGUCACACUUCCCUGUCAUUCCCUUUUCGUCAAUGCUUUCUCCAGCCUCAGUUUCGCUAUUGACCUUUGGUGCUUGUGGUGGUUGAAAAACAGAACCAAAAACCCACCUUCUUCUAUAAUGUUGAAAAUAGCAUUGAAAGUGUAAUAGAAGCAUCAACUUCUUCACUUUGACUUAGCUGAUGCUUGUUUGAAGGGGAACACCUCAUGCUUUAGGGCUCUUUGUUCAGUGGUUAAAGGCUUAAAAAACAGUUCCUCAGAGUUUUCUAUUGGAUUCCUUUACCUACAACAGCUUAAAAAUGUGAUGUAGACUCUAAAACUGUUUUAUUCUGUGGAUUUCAGUAAGCUUGUGACAGUUUUGCUGUCACAUGUUGUAGUUUCUUAAUUCUUGGUAGGUCCCUUGAAUUUGAGUCCUAGACUUGGAAUGGACUUGGCCAAAACCAUGUUAUGAAUAGGAUCUGGUGGCAGAGCACUAAAGGCAAGUGGGAGGAGGGUAGGUUGCGCCAGAGAUCUCUCUCUAAUCCCACGGACAUCACGCAAGUCAGUGGAAGUAGCAUAAAUGUUGUAUCCAAGUGGUUGACAUUGCAGGAUGGGAGUUACCCAAACCCAGUCGUGGUACCCCUGUAUUCUCUGGAGAUAAAGCUCUGCCUGCUCCCUUCCGCUUGUCAAAACCACACCCCACCCUAACAACCACACAAGCAAACCAAACCAAAUUCUCCCCCACUCCCCUCAUCUAUUAGUUAUUUGGAUAAGCAUUUUAAAAUUUCCAAGAAGUUUAGAACAAUUUCUGAUUCUGUUGCUGCUGUUAUCUUUGUCCAUCUCACUCUCCUGUAGCCUGAUUUAUUUUCAUGUAAAACUUGUUGGCAACAGGAUUACAAGUUUUGCUUGUAAGCUUCCUGGAGCAUGGGUAAUCUCUCUCCUUUUCUAUCAGUCACCUGUUGCACACAGAGGAGGUGCAAGCAAUUUGAAAAAUGUUAAAUUACAGUAAAAUUUGUGUAAAUACUUGCUUCAGGGCGGUGUUUUUGUGUAAAAUGCUUGGUCUAGCCACUGAUGGAAUGUGCUUUUUCUCAGUGAGCAAGCCACUAUCACUUUGGUUAAAUGUGGCAGCUCUGUUAAAAGGUACCAGCAAACUGUGUGUUGGUUUAGGUUUUACAAGCUUACAAUAAAUCAUUGAAGCUGAAAGACAGUUCCAAGAGCCUUCUGAAAUCUUAACCUGAACGGCAGUAAACUUUUGAACUUGAAACUUGUUUGGGACUUUCUGACUCUGUAAAAGGUACUUUUUUAUUUUAAACCCAGUGGAAAACAAGUUGAGUCAUAGCAGUAUCUUGUUAUAUAAAAGGAGGAAAAAUAGAUAUUUUAGA
Molecule: messenger RNA, 5003 nt
Organism: Camarhynchus parvulus
Lineage: Eukaryota; Metazoa; Chordata; Aves; Passeriformes; Thraupidae
Gene: PPIL4
Product: peptidylprolyl isomerase like 4
Exons: 13
Coding region: 30-1469 (479 amino acids)
Biological process (GO): protein peptidyl-prolyl isomerization
Cellular component (GO): nucleus
Molecular function (GO): peptidyl-prolyl cis-trans isomerase activity; RNA binding
Source: RefSeq, a predicted model, not a curated record